Messenger RNA from Rhododendron vialii, 2383 nucleotides. RefSeq lists its product as uncharacterized. Gene Ontology annotation, cellular component: nucleus. The record is from RefSeq and is a predicted model, not a curated record. The transcript has 8 exons. The coding region runs from base 180 to 1718 and encodes 512 amino acids. NCBI's taxonomy places the organism in Eukaryota, Viridiplantae, Streptophyta, Magnoliopsida, Ericales, Ericaceae.
CAAUCCGAAUCCGUCCAUCCGGGGACAGAUACCCCGUUCAGUACCCGAAUUCGUAAGCCGAUGUACGAGAAACACUCGACUAGAGAGAGAGAGAGAGAGUCGUCUACGGGUCUGUUCGUGAGUACAACUCCCUCCACUGAGAGAGAGAGAGGGAGAGAGAGAAUAGGAGUAGGAAAAAAAUGGCGGAAGUAGAGGAGGGUCAGGAGAAAUCCACCGUAAAACGAGAGACGAAGGAGGCGGCCGAGGUAGAAAAACAAGUCGUCGAAGAAGAACAAGGCCAUACGGAGUCCCAGAUACAGCGCGCCAUGCGCUCUCGCGUUCCCCAUUUCAAACAGCUUGCCGAUUCCUUCACUUUUGAAGGUGUUCGGAGGUUGUUAGAGGAGGACUUGGGACUAGAGAAAUAUGCAUUGGAUGUACAUAAGAGAUUUAUUAAGCAAUGUUUGUUAGAGUGCAUGAAUGAUGGUGAUGGUGAUGGUGAGAAUGGCUCUAAGAGUUCAGCUGAGACGGUGGAGAAAAAUGUUGAUACAGGUAAAGGUGAAGUGGCAGAGUCACUUGAAAAAGAGCAAUUAAAGGAAGAUGUGAAGGUACCCAGCUCUGAAGAUGAAGAAAAAAUGGAAGACUCACCGGUAAUGGGCCUUCUAACAGGAAAUAAGAAAACCAAAGUCCAAACCAAGGAAACUCAAGGUGUUGAAAAGAAAGAAGUUCCUACUGAGAGCUCCAUAAAAGAGGCCAUUAAGAAAAGAGCUUCUUACCUCAAAGCUAAUUCUGAUACUGUUACAAUGGCUGGAUUUCGGCGACUUUUGGAGGAAGAUCUUGAGCUUGACAAGGGCACUCUUUUUCCCUUCAAGAAGUUUAUAACUGAACAAGUAGAAAAGGUAUUAAAAUCCGCAAAAGUUUCUGAACCUGCAAGUGUGAAGAAGAAAACUUCUGCUAAAAAAUCUGAUAGCAAAGCAUCAAAGAAAAUCUACAGUGAAGGAAGUUCUGAUUCUUUAAAAAGCGAAAGUGAGGAGAUAGAAGAUGAAAGAAAAUUGAAAAAGAAAGUUGCUCCGAAAAAAAAGAUUCCAAAAUCAGAAGAGCCCAGGAAGCGUAAAAGACCUGUGAAGGAGACCAAGGAGUCUAGCAAGAAGCGGAGCAAGCUUGCAGAAGCAUCAGAGGAAAAUAGUGACGCAGAAGCAGGUAGAAAUGCUUCUGAAGAUGAUCAAUCUCAAUCCUCUGCUGAAAAGCCUGCGAAGACAAAAGAGGUGGCAACUCCUGCAUAUGGGAAACGCGUGGAACAUCUAAAAUCGAUUAUCAAAUCUUGUGGGAUGAGUGUUCCUCCAGUAGUUUAUAAGAAAGUCAAGCAGGUUUCUGAGAAUAAGCGGGAGGGCUUCCUUGUAAAAGAGCUCGAGGAUAUUCUCUCAAGAGAGGGGUUGUCCACAGAUCCUUCUGAGAAAGAAAUCAAAGAAGUCAGAAAGAGGAAGGACAGAGCAAAAGAACUUGAAGGCAUCGACAUGAGCAACAUUGUCUCAAGCACACGCAGAAGGUCCACAACUAGUUUUUUACCUCCUCCAAAACCCAAAGUAACUGUUAAAAGUGAUAGUGAGAAGGCGGAAGAUAUUGAUAGUAGCAAUGACGAGGAUGGCACUGACAAUGACAGCGAUGAUGAAGAUGGUGAUGACAGCCAGAGUGAAGAGCUUAAUGAAGGUAAAAGUUUUUCUUUCAGGUUUCCUUUGUCUUAGUCAACGAGCUUCUAUAUACUCACACCCAUAAGGGUUUUUCGACCAUUGUGAUUAACAAUGCUUGAGCCAUGUGGAGUUUACUCCCAAUGGACUAUGGAAUUGAUUUUGAACAAUAUGAUAGCCAUAUCCAAAAAUUGAUUGUAAGAAAGUCUAACCCUUUGUUGCAACUAUUGCUGUUCCUAUGCCCUCAAUUCUCUGGUACAUUUGGUUGUUCCUACUUGAAUAUUUCAUCUUUUCUGGUUACUACUCAGGUGGCUACCAUUUUAGGUUUGUUACCGAUGAUUGACUAUUCCCCUAUCUAUUUUGCAGAUGAAGAUGAGAAUAGUGAUUAAAUCCUGCAGAAGCUGAUUUAAGGUGACAGUGAUAAAAGCUUCCAUUACAGUACAAUUAUGUAAUUUGUGCUUCUGAGUUCUUCACCCCCCACCCCCCCUCUUUAUUUUAGUUGGUUUUGCAGUUGGGACUCGGCAAUGCAAGCUAUGAUUGAAGCUUGAACAAAUUAGUCAGUAAUUAGCUGGAGUGUGUAGGCAUAGGCUAUGUUUUGCUAUGAAGUGUUCGAUAGAGUGGGGAUGCUUUAGUUUCUUAUUUUUCUUGAAUGGUUCGUGGUAUUAUGCAUAAUAAUGGGAAUUUACUUUUAGCUCUCAAUAUGUAUCAAUGUUUUUGGAUUA